Lodderomyces pseudojiufengensis is the source of this 1917-nucleotide messenger RNA. Its product is annotated as polynucleotide 5'-hydroxyl-kinase. Gene Ontology annotation, biological process: cleavage in ITS2 between 5.8S rRNA and LSU-rRNA of tricistronic rRNA transcript (SSU-rRNA, 5.8S rRNA, LSU-rRNA). Gene Ontology annotation, molecular function: polynucleotide 5'-hydroxyl-kinase activity. The coding region runs from base 1 to 1917 and encodes 638 amino acids. Gene Ontology annotation, cellular component: nucleus. The transcript has a single exon. Lineage: Eukaryota; Fungi; Ascomycota; Pichiomycetes; Serinales; Debaryomycetaceae. The record is from RefSeq and is a predicted model, not a curated record.
AUGAGUGCAUAUGCUGCUCUUAAAUCUGGUGAAGCUUUAACACAUCUUACCUCAUCAUCAGAAGAGACAGCAGGCAGUAAUGAAGAUUUAGAUGAUGAGAUUUUAAAAUAUACGAAGGGGUCAGAUGAUGAAAAGGAGGAUAAUGUUGAAGACAAUGAGAAUGGACUGGAAAAUACAGAUGAUACUAAUUCAAAUGAAAAUUGGAAUUUUAAGAUGAAUGAUACUAAGCAAAAAUACUCAAACCCGGAUCAGACUGGAGUGAAGUUAUACCAACAUCAGAAUUUAGUUCUCAAUUCAAAUUUUUCACCCAGUAUCGAUAACCUUUCUUUCCAUACCGACUAUGUGUACGUAACAUUAUGUGAGGCGGAGCACAUACUUAUCAAUGGCCAGUUUAAGAUGGAAGUUCUCGAGGGUUCUGUUUUGCUCAAUAAUUGUUUUACUUUGAAUUCGAAACUGAAUAAAAUUUAUCAAUUUCAAUCAUCCCAAACACAAGCUAUUCCAAUGAUAUCGUAUCUAACAACGGAAUUAGAUGACAAGAAGAACAUUUCAAUAGUUAAAAUAACGAAUUUUGAAAAUGGUCUUGAAAAACUAAAUAGAAUUUAUCCCUUUGCAUCGACAGCUCAAAAUGAGCAGAAAAGUGUGUUCGAAAAGUAUACAUUUGAAUUAGUUUUGCAUGAAAAUGACAAUCAAUUUAACGGUCUUUAUAUUCCCGAGCUGUGGUCUGACAAUUUCAAAUUUAUUGCCUCCUCUGCACCAAGUAGUGUUAUGGUAAUUGGUAACAAAAAUACGGGGAAAUCUACUUAUUCAAAGGUUUUGAUGGACUAUUUACUCGUUCACAAAAGAAAAUCGGUGGUAUUGAUUGAUAUAGAUCCUGGACAGUCUGAACAAUCAUCUCCUUAUUGCAUGUCAUUAACAAAUCAUACGACCGCCAGCUUCAUUGAGCAAGACAUCGAUCAAAAUAAAGUUGAAUAUUACUAUGGAUUUUCUAGCCCUAUGGAUUCACCUUCUAGAUUUUUGAAUAUUGUGCAGAGAUUGUACAAUCAUUAUCUAAUGCAUUUUCUGAAAACUGGCACGAUGGUGAUAGUAAAUACACCUGGUUGGGUCAAGGGGUGUGGAAAAGAAUUACUUUUGAAAGUUUCGAAUAUAAUUUGCCCAUCAAACCUAAUUCUUUUGACAAAUAAUUUAUCUACUGAGUACGAGGAAAAUCAAAAUAUUUUGUGUGGAUUAAGAUUUGAAAGGUUGAAUUUGGUAAACGGGAUUUUUUCAAACCAAAUAGUAUCCGCAAGUGAAAUACGGUGCAUUCACAAAUUGAUGUAUUUCCAUAAAGUUUCUGGUCAUGAGUACGACUUCACGUCGCGUAUUUUAGAUUUCUCCCCAACUAAAUUGAGUUAUUGUACAAAAGAAAAUGAGGUUGGAAUAAAUGCAUUGUCAAUUUUGAAUUAUGAAUUAAAAUUUAAUGGAGAUCUAACGACUACAAGAUUCCUUAUUGAGUCAAUGAUUUGGAGUAUACAUAUCAUUGAGGCAAAAAAAAUUAAAAUACCCCAUAUUAUCCAAUCAGGUGGUUUACCAAUGCUCUUGAGUGCGGAACACGCCAAUUCGAUAAUCAAUGAAGAAGAAUCUAAGUUUUUAGGGCUACUGAUAGUUCACAGUUUGAAUAAUAAAGACCAGUAUCUAAAUAUUUAUGCUCCGCCUAAUGUCACAGCCAAACUUCAGAAGUAUUUGAACUCGGAUUUUAAAAUAUUAUUCAUUCGUGGAGAGGGAAAUUUGCCUUCACCUGAGGUAUUGCAUCCGAAUUUUUUACACGAGAACUCUUCAGCGACGAAAAAAUAUGUACCAUAUUUAAGCUUUAAGGUGAAACCCAAAGUUGGAGGUAUUUGGAAAGUUAGGAGAAACAUUAUUAGAAAAAGUCAGAGAUGA